Messenger RNA from Rhodofomes roseus, 1563 nucleotides. RefSeq names its product putative beta-fg. NCBI's taxonomy places the organism in Eukaryota, Fungi, Basidiomycota, Agaricomycetes, Polyporales, Fomitopsidaceae. The record is from RefSeq and is a predicted model, not a curated record. The transcript has 7 exons. Bases 1 to 1563 code for a protein of 520 amino acids.
AUGCACGCGUGCCUGGAGUGGCUGAUCUGUGCAAGUGACGACUAUCGCGAUGCGCUCACUCGGACAGCCACCAAGCUCGAGUACUUAUUGACCUCGCUAUCGCACUUUGCCUCACGACCAUCCAACACAAGCACCAUGGAUUUCAUCUUGAGCCAAUCCAACGACCGCCGCGACGGCUACAACGCGCCCCGCCGCCAGCACCCCGGCGGCGAAGAGUACUACGAGGGCGGCCCGCCGCGUCCGGAGUACCCUGGCGGAGGGGGACGGCCUCCCUUCGAGGGCGAGGGGCCUGGCUAUGGAGGCCCGCCUCCUCCGGGCCCGCACAGCCACCACCACGGCCACCAUGAAGGCCAGCCGCCCUUCGAAGGAGGAGGGGGAGGAGGCGCGCCGUACUACCCUGAUCGCCGCCAAGGGGAGGAUUCAGGCUAUGCGCCGUCGUACGGCGGUGGAGGGCCGCGCCCAGAGUAUGGCGGCGGAGGCUCUGAUCAUGGAGCUUCUGGCUACGGCGAAGCACGUCGUCCUCAGCAUGAAAGUGGAGGAGGCUACGGAAGCUCAGAGUACUCUGAGGGCGGCCGGCGUCCCGCGUACGAGAGCGGCGGUGGGGGAUACGGCGCUCAGCGCCCCCAAGGGCAGGGUGGCGGGCAGUAUAAGAGCGAGGCGGGGGAGGAUUAUGCUGCGCCCUACCCGUCCGAGAGCGAGGGCCGCCGCCCGUAUGGCAGCGAGCAGGGCGCAUAUGGCACCUCUGGCCCCCAUGCACAAAAUGGCCCUGCCUAUGAAGGCAGUGAGGGCUAUAGCUCCUCGCGCUACGGUGCAGAGGGUCGUCAGCAGCCCGGUGGAAACCAGGGCUACGGCGGUCAGAGCGCAGGCUACGGUCAGCAGCAGCAGCAGCAGCAGCACGGCCAAGCUGCCUCAUACUACAACGACUCUGGGAACGACGAGCACAGCUCGCGUCCCCAGCAGGGCAGUGGUACCCAGUCGCACUACGGCCAGGGUGGCGGGCAGCAGCAGCACUACAGCGGCCAGUCUGGCGGUCCGCAGUACACUUCUCAGCCCCACUCGGGCGCGCAGGACCAAUGGCGCCCGGAUCUGGGAAACCACGAGAACAUCGCGAACAACGCGAGCCAGCAGAGCGGCCAGGACCCGUCGCUCUUCCACUCUGCUCUGCAGCAUGUGACAAACCACUCGAGCCAGAGCAACGAGCCCAUCGAUGAGGAGGGUGUGCAGCAGGCGCACAACGUCGCAUACCAGCAGGGCAAUGGCAGCAGCCUGGGCGCGAGCUCCAUGGGCAGUGCCGCCGCCCUUCAGGCCAUGAAGAAGUUCACGUCUGGCGGCGGCGGUGGCUCCGGCUCCUCGUCGGACCUGAUCAGCUUCGCGAUGUCCGAGGCGGGCAAGCUGUUCGACUCGUCGGGCGGCGCAUCUUCGGGCAACAAGCAGGAUGCGGUCAACAGCGCAGCGAUGAUGGUGAUGAAGAUGGUGGUGCAGAGCAAGUUCAGCGGUGCGACUGGCGGGAGCAACAGCGGUGGCUUGGGCAGCCUCAUGGGUCUGGCCUCGAAGUUCAUGUAA